UCUCUCUUCUCCCUCUCCCAGCCUCCCUCUUUCAAUCUCUCUCUUUCUUUCUCUCUCCCAUUCUAGCUCUCUCUUUUCUUCCCCCUGUCUUUCAUUGUGUGUGGUUAAAGUGGGCUGCGAGAGACGUAUUAAAACAAAACAUUAAGAUGGAUUAAAUGUAAGAAUAGAUGUUGCACCGUCAGCACUGACUGCCCUGAAUAUGAACUGAAUAUGAACUGAAUAUGAACUGAACUGUUUUAAGAUACAAUCCUAUUUUUUCGGAGGAUAUGAAAGUUGAUGGACUUUCUGACGUUUUUAGAAAGACGUAUUUACAUUCUGGGAUGUUUUUUAGGAAUUUGAAUGAGUUGAUCAAGGUUUUGGCCACAUAUUUUAUAUAAACCAAUCAAGGAAGAAAUUGGAUUAGAUUAAAUGUACAGUUCGCUGACUGGUUGAUGAUGUCAUUGCUUUAGACUCAGGAAGGUUAUGGUCUGUAGAAAUCCUCCAGGGGGAAGAGGGAUGAGUGAAUAAUGAAAGGAACUCACCCUCUUCUCUCUUGCUACCUCCCCACAUUCUCUCUCUCCCUCUCCUUUCUCCCCCUUUCUCCCUUUCCAUCCCUUUCACCUUUGACUCUCUGUCUCUCCCCCGUCCAUUCCUCUCUCUCCCCCCUCCUCUCCCCUUCUCUACAAGAAAAGAAAGCAACAUUCUUGCCGUGCACAGUUCAUGUUGAUAUGUUUAUGGCCUGUGUGUCAUCUCCCAUUGGUCAAUUCUCUCUCUCCCCCUCUUCCUAUAGGAUGAAAAUGCGACGUCACAGAGUGUUCUUGCUGUGCACAGUGGGCCUGUGUGUCAUCUCCUUCCUCCACUAUUACAAGGCCCUACACUACGUAUCCCUGCUCAAGGAGCUGUCGGCCCCGUACCCCAACAUCAAGUCCUUCAUCAUGGUGACAGGCUUCUUCUGGAGGGAGGGGGGGGCCACACCGUUAACGUCGGCUGCCUCGUCGUCUGACUUCGCCGCCUCGCAGGAGGAAGGACCCCCGCCCGCCCUCAGGCCCUCGGACACCAAGCCCCGGAUAGUAGGGGCUAUUGGCCCUGGGGGUGGAGGAGGAAGAGGAGGUGGGGUGGAGAUGAGGCUGAGGGAGGAACCUGCUGCGCCCCAACCAUGGGGUCAACCAGAGGAGGAGCCCAGACACAGGGACACGGAUCCCAACGAGGAGCGUGAAGGUGAGGACCUCCACUUCAAGCCCUGGUACCCCAGCCACCCAGCCCACCCUGUCAGACCUUACGCCCCAGAGGAAAGGGCCUCGGCUGGGAUCGAUGACCAGGUGGUGCCCUCCAAGGCUCCAUCCCCGGACCCCUUAGAAACCCUGGGCGACAUCCACACCCGCACCCACCAGCUCCAGGACGACCCCACCUCCUACUUCGUCCGCACUAAAGCCGGAGCCCUCUGCUUCCGCCAGGGGACGGAGGUCGCCACCCCCAGGGAUGACGUGGCACGACCCGGGGGGCCUACUGUGACUGGUACUGGGGUAGGAUCUCGAGCAGGCUCCCCUGGGCAACGUAAGCCCCUGGUGGUCCUUAACCAAUCCCACCAACAACCACUCCAUCCGUCGUCCUCCGGCACCUCCAUGCCUCCCAAGGCCAAAUCAAGAGGACGAGGAGGCAAACGACUGGUAAAAUGUGUGUGUCGGCCGGGGUGGCACGGGCCCUACUGUGGGGUACCUACCAUGGUCUACCACUCUAACCUGCCCACUAAGGAGAGACUGACGCCCAGAGAGAGACCCAGGAGGAUGAUCAAUGCCAUCAACGUGAACCAUGAGUUUGAUCUUCUCCACGUGAGGUUCCACGAGUUGGCCCAGGCUGUGGAUCUGUUCCUGGUGUGUGAGUCUAACUUCACCGCCUACGGAGAGAGACGACCACUACGGUUCCUGCGUCUCCUCCUGAACGGAACCUACGACUACGUGCGCCACAAAAUCCUCUACGUUUUCCUAGACCACUUUCCCGACGGCGGGCGCCAGGACGGCUGGAUCGCAGAUGACUACCUCCGUACCUACCUGACCCGCGACGGCAUGGCCAGGGUGACCGGAUCACGCCCCGACGACGUCUUCGUCAUCAACGAUGCCGACGAGAUCCCCGCCCGCGAGGGACUCCUUUUCCUCAAGCUGUUCGACGGGUGGACGGAACCGUUCGCCAUCCACAUGAGGAAGUCGCUCUACGGGUUCUUCUGGAAGCAGCUGGGGUCGUUGGAGGUCGUGUCGGGGUGCACGGUCGGAAUGCUCCGAGACGUCUAUGAUGCCGAUGGGAUACGUCUCCGGCGCCGGGAAUACUACACCAUGCCCGGUUUCAGGAAGUACGAGAACGACACGGGUCACAUCCUGGUCCAGUGGGCUGUUGGAAGCCCCUUCCACUUUGCUGGGUGGCACUGUUCUUGGUGCUUUAGCCCUGAGGGCAUCUAUUUUAAGCUGAUCUCGGCCCAGAACGGGGACUUCCCGCGUUGGGGCGACUACGAGGACAAACGGGAUCUGAAUUAUAUCCGGGACCUGAUCCGGACGGGGGGUUGGUUCGAUGGAUCGGUGCAGGAGUACCCCCCCUCGGACCCCAAAGAGCACAUGUACGCCCCAAAGUAUAUGUUGGAGAAUUAUGAGAAGUACCUGUACCUUCUGGAGAACCCGUAUGUCAAACAUGAUAAAAUGAUUGAGGGGUAACGAAUUGGGGAGGGUUGGAGAAUUGAAGGGAGUGAAUGGGUAAGGAAGGAGGGGCCCUGGGACUCACAAGGGGGGACAUGGAAACAAAAUUAGCACUCUUCAUGGGUGAAGGAUACAGAAGGAAAGAAAGCCUUAGCACUGAUGGGGAAGGAUACAGACGGAAGGAAAGCCUUAGCACUGAUGGGGAAGGAUACAGAAGGAAGGAAAACACUGACGUUGGAAGGAUACCUAACGCAAGCUCCAACAAGUCCUUAUUUUUGGGUAAAAGGGAACAUUGGAACAGCUUUGGGGGGAAAUGACCACUGACUACUGACAAAAUAGUCCUCCCUAGAAACACUCUCUAUAUCAACCUCUGAGCCUCACCUACUACUUUCCUAGUUCUGACAGACAGACAGGCCUUUAUGCUGGGUUGGUACGGUGGGGGCAGAGGGACAAAACAGGCGAAUCGCAAACCUGUGGAAAAAGGAAGCAAAAGAUGACAUUUUUGUUUCUGUUGAUGUUUACUUCAUCAUAUCGUCAUAGCGACACAGACACUCCCUCAUCCCGUCGCGGAAUUCUCACUCACUGUUGGAUACCUUCCUGUUGUGUUUUUAGUGACCCCCUGCUAACACACACACACACACACACACACACACACACACACACACGUUCUCCUCUCAUCAUAUGUGAGUUAGAUAUAGUGCAGUCUACAGUGUAUUGCUUUCCUAUGGUUAAUAUUCUUGCUUGCAAAUGAACUGACAAGACAAAAAGGCUGAA
This is a messenger RNA of Oncorhynchus nerka (sockeye salmon), 3434 nucleotides long. It is a transcript of the gene mgat3b, whose product is annotated as beta-1,4-mannosyl-glycoprotein 4-beta-N-acetylglucosaminyltransferase b. Bases 507 to 2678 code for a protein of 723 amino acids. The record is from RefSeq and is a predicted model, not a curated record. Gene Ontology annotation, biological process: protein N-linked glycosylation; N-acetylglucosamine metabolic process. Gene Ontology annotation, cellular component: membrane. Gene Ontology annotation, molecular function: beta-1,4-mannosylglycoprotein 4-beta-N-acetylglucosaminyltransferase activity. Lineage: Eukaryota; Metazoa; Chordata; Actinopteri; Salmoniformes; Salmonidae. The transcript has 6 exons.